Molecule: messenger RNA, 12093 nt
Organism: Pelobates fuscus (common spadefoot toad)
Lineage: Eukaryota; Metazoa; Chordata; Amphibia; Anura; Pelobatidae
Gene: CSMD1
Product: CUB and Sushi multiple domains 1
Exons: 70
Coding region: 564-11243 (3559 amino acids)
Source: RefSeq, a predicted model, not a curated record
UCUUGGGGAGACGUGGCUGUAAAGAGACUGCUGUUGGGGAGGUCUCUGUGCCUGAGCAUCUCCAGUCUUUUUCCCCUCUCGGUGAUCAGUGAUGGUUGAGUCCAGCUCCUUCUGCUGCUAAGCACUCCAGUCUGUCUGCUUUGCUCUCGCUCCCUCUUUCCCCCUCUCGCACUCCCUCUCUCUCUCUCUCUGGUCCCCAGCCACAGCUAGUCCUUCUUCCUGCUCCUUGGAUAAGCUCGCCGCUCUCUUACCCUGUCGCUGUCCGUUCAGCACCACCUCGCUCACUCGCUGCCUUUCACCCUUAGGAUCUAGAAAGGCAUUCUCUACAAUCUUGCAGAUCUACCAGUCCUGAUCCCUGCAGUGGCUUCAGGCUGUGCAUGAUGACAUGAGAGCCAACAGCGAUUAUCGCCAAGUGCAAGCGGCGUCAGACCUGUUUUUGGAACCUGGAGCACUACUAUAUCUUCUGGCUAUUCUGCGCCCCCGUGGCUUGCAUUAGUGAGAUUUACAGAAGACGGUCAAAAUAGCUUCAUCAAAGCCGUUGACUGUGUGGAUUAAAUAGAGACAUGACUGGGUUGGAGAAAUUCAAGUAUCUGCUUUUGGUCUGUAUGGUCUUUCUCACUGCAGCUAAGGGUCAAAAUUGUGGAGGUUUAGUACAGGGUCCAAAUGGCACAAUAGAAAGCCCUGGAUUUCCGCAUGGGUAUCCAAACUAUGCUAACUGUACCUGGAUAAUAAUUACUGGGGAACGAAACAGGAUACAACUAUCAUUUCACAUCUUCGCACUUGAGGAGGAUUUUGAUAUUUUAUCAGUUUUUGAUGGACAACCACAACAAGGAAAUUUAAAAGUCAGAUUAUCUGGAUUUCAAUUGCCAUCUUCCAUAGUAAGCACCGGAUCCAUUCUCACUCUCUGGUUUACUACAGAUUUUGCUGUCAGUGCUCAAGGGUUUAAAGCAGUUUAUGAAGUGCUGCCAAGCCAUACUUGUGGAAAUCCUGGAGAAAUACCAAAAGGUAUACUACAUGGGACACGAUUCAACAUUGGAGACAAAAUCCGAUACAACUGUGUAAAUGGAUAUAUUCUUGAAGGACAUUCUACAUUAACAUGUAUUGUAAGCCCAGGAAAUGGUGCUUCUUGGGACUUCCCAUCUCCUUUUUGUAGAGCUGAAGGAGCAUGUGGAGGAACGUUACGAGGAACAAGUGGAGUUAUUUCAAGUCCCCAUUUUCCAUCAGAAUAUGAAAAUAAUGCUGAUUGCACAUGGACCAUCCUUGCUGAACCUGGAGAUACCAUAGCUCUAAUCUUCACUGACUUUCAAAUGGAAGAAGGAUAUGAUUUUCUAGAAAUAAGUGGAACUGACGCCCCUUCAAUAUGGCUAACUGGAAUGAACCUACCCUCUCCUGUCAUAAGCAAUAAAAACUGGCUCCGUCUCCAUUUUACAUCUGACAGUAACCACAGACGGAAAGGAUUUAAUGCCCAGUUUCAAGUUAAAAAAGCGAUUGAACUCAAAUCUCGUGGUGUGAAGAUGUUACCCAGCAAAGAAAGUAACCACAAAAAUUCAGUCUUAAGUCAAGGUGGUGUACCAAUGGCAACUGACAUGUGUCCUGAUCCUGGAAUACCUGAAUAUGGUAAAAGAACAGGAUUCGAUUUCAGAGUGGGUGCCAGUGUCCAAUUCUCCUGCGAUGAUAAUUAUGUGCUACAGGGCUCCAAGAGUAUUACUUGUCAGAGAGUAACUGACACACUUGCUGCUUGGAGUGAUCAUAGACCAAUCUGUCGAGCAAGAACAUGUGGUUCAAACCUUCAAGGACCAGUUGGAAUAAUCACAUCACCAAAUUAUCCUGUUCAGUAUGAAGACAAUGCACAUUGUGUUUGGGUGAUUACAAGUGUGGAUACAGAAAAGGUAAUCAAGCUUUCGUUCGAAGUAUUUGAGCUUGAAAGAGGAUAUGAUACAUUAACCAUUGGAGAUGGUGGAAAAGUUGGUGACACAAGAUCAGUAUUGUAUGUACUCACAGGUUCAAGUGUACCUGAUCUCAUUGUCAGUAUGAGUAAUCAAAUGUGGCUCCAUUUGCAAUCAGAUGACAGCAUUGGCUCACCAGGAUUUAAGGCUGUUUACCAAGAAAUAGAAAAAGGUGGCUGUGGAGACCCAGGCAUUCCAGUGUAUGGAAAACGAAAUGGUAGCAGUUUUCUACAUGGAGACAUUCUCACAUUUGAAUGCCAAUCAGCUUUUGAACUUGUGGGAGAAAAAACAAUAACAUGCCAACAAAAUAAUCAGUGGUCUGGAAAUAAGCCGAGCUGUGUGUUUUCAUGUUUCUUUAAUUUUACUGCACCUUCUGGGAUUGUUCUCUCACCAAAUUAUCCAGAAGAGUAUGGAAACAAUAUGAACUGUAUAUGGUUAAUAAUCUCUGAGCCUGGAAGCCGUAUUCAUUUGAUUUUCAAUGAUUUCGACAUAGAGCCUCAAUUUGAUUAUGUUGCUGUCAAAGAUGAAGGUAUUUCUGAAUUACCAGCUCUUGGGACGUUUUCUGGAAAUGAAGUUCCUUCUCAAAUUGCAAGUAACAGCCACAUUGUGCGCCUAGAGUUCCAGUCUGACCACUCAACCACUGGAAGAGGCUUUAAUAUCACCUAUACAACUUUUGGUCAAAAUGAAUGUCAUGAUCCUGGAAUCCCUAUGAAUGGAAAACGUUUUGGGGACAGAUUUUUACUUGGAAGCACUGUGUCUUUUCAUUGUGAUGAAGGAUUUAUUAAAACUCAAGGAUCUGAAUCCAUCACUUGUAUCAUUCAGGAAGGAAAUGUGGUAUGGAGUUCUACAGUUCCACGGUGUGAAGCACCAUGUGGAGGUCAUCUAACUGCAUCAAGUGGAAUCAUACUGCCACCAGGCUGGCCAGGUUAUUACAAGGAUUCCCUAAAUUGCGAAUGGGUGAUUGAAGCUAGACCUGGCCACUCAGUUAAAAUAACAUUUGAAAGAUUUCAGACUGAAGUCAAUUAUGAUUUAUUGGAGGUGAGAGAUGGCCCAGCAAAUUCUUCACCAUUAAUUGGACAAUAUCACGGAACACAAGCACCCCAAUUUAUUAUUAGCACAGGAAAUUACAUGUAUCUGUUAUUUACAACCGAUAAUAGUCGUUCAAGUGUGGGCUUUCUGAUUCGCUAUGAAAGUGUAACCCUGGAAUCAGAUUCAUGCCUUGACCCCGGAAUACCAGUAAAUGGUCAUCGACAAGGAAAAUAUUUUGGAAUUGGAUCCUCUGUAACUUUUACAUGUGACCCAGGAUACAUAUUGAGUGAUGAGGAGCCACUGGUUUGUGAAAGUAAUCAUCAAUGGAACCAUGCAUUGCCUAGCUGUGAUGCUUUGUGCGGUGGUUACAUUCAUGGAAGGACGGGGACUAUACUUUCACCAGGUUUCCCUGAUUUUUAUCCCAACUCUCUAAACUGCACUUGGACAAUUGAAGUCUCACAUGGAAAGGGAGUACAGCUGGUAUUUCACACAUUUCACCUUGAAAGCUCUCAUGAUUAUUUAUUGAUAACUGAAGAUGGAAGCUUUGUUCAUCCAGUUGCCAGAUUGACAGGUUCAGUCUUACCACCUACAAUAAAAGCUGGUCUUUUUGGAAAUUUUACUGCUCAGCUUCGAUUUGUAUCAGACUUUUCCAUUUCCUAUGAAGGCUUUAACAUUACAUUUUCAGAAUACAAUUUAGAGCCAUGUGAUGACCCAGGUGUUCCAGCUUACAGCAGAAGAAUAGGAUUUCACUUUGGUGUGGGUGACUCGCUAACGUUUUCCUGCUUUCCUGGAUAUCGUCUAGAAGGUGCGAAUAGGCUAACCUGCCUAGGAGGUGGCCGAAGAGUUUGGAGUGCACCUCUUCCAAGGUGUGUGGCUGAAUGUGGAGCUACGGUCACUGGAAAUGAAGGAACACUGCUUUCACCAAAUUUUCCUUUAAACUACGAUAACAACCAUGAAUGCAUUUAUAAAAUUGAGACUGAAGCAGGAAAAGGAAUAACUUUAAAAGCUACAACUUUUCAGUUAUACGAUGGAGACAUUCUUAAGGUGCAUGAUGGGAAAGACAGUUCUUCAAGGCUUCUUGGAGCAUUCACAAAAAAUGAGCUAUUAAAAGUAGUACUUAACAGUACUUCAAACCAUUUGUGGAUAGAAUUUAACACCAAUGGGUCUGAUACUGACUUGGGAUUUCAACUCACUUAUAGCAGUUUUGAUCUGGUCAAAUGUGAAGAUCCUGGAACACCAAACUAUGGGUACAAAAUCCGAGAUGAUGGUCACUAUGCAGAUACAUCUAUCUUGUAUAGCUGCAAUCCAGGAUACACAAUGCAUGGCAACAGUAUUUUGACCUGUCUAAGCGGAGACCGAAGAGUAUGGGAUAAGCCUCUUCCUACUUGUAAUGCUGAAUGCGGUGGAAGAAUAUAUGCUGUUGCAUCAGGACGCAUUUUAUCACCAGGUUAUCCAGCACCCUAUGAAAAUAAUUUUCACUGUACUUGGAUUCUAGAGGCAGACCCUGGUAAAACAAUUAGUCUACACUUUAUUGUAUUUGACACUGAAGUCUCACAUGAUAUCCUAAAGGUAUGGGAUGGACCUGUAGACAGCAAUGUUCUUCUAAAAGAAUGGAGUGGCUCUUCCCUCCCUGAGGACAUUCACAGCACAUUCAACUCACUGACAUUACAAUUUGAUAGUGAUUUUUUCAUCAGCAAGUCUGGGUUUUCCAUACAAUUUUCAACUUCUGUUGCAUCAACAUGUAAUGACCCUGGAAUACCUCAGAAUGGCUCCAGAUAUGGAGAUAGCAAGGAGCCUGGAGACACGAUAACUUUUCAGUGUGAUCCUGGAUAUCAGCUUCAAGGGGAAGACAGAAUCACAUGUGUACAACUAAAUAAUCGAUUUUUUUGGCAGCCAGAUCCACCAACUUGCAUAGCUGCAUGUGGUGGAAAUCUGACAGGCCCAGCGGGUGUUAUCUUAUCACCUAACUACCCUCAACCCUAUCCUCCAGGAAAAGAAUGUGACUGGAGAAUAAAAGUAAAUCCAGACUUUGUCAUUGCCCUGAUAUUCAAAAGCUUUAACAUGGAGCCAAGUUAUGACUUUCUGCAUAUAUAUGAGGGUGAAAGUUCCAACAGUCCAAUAAUUGGAAGUUAUCAAGGAUCUCAUGCCCCAGAACGAAUAGAGAGCAGUGGAAACAGUUUGUUCCUUGCAUUUCGCAGUGAUGCAUCUGUGGGGAUGUCUGGAUUCGCCAUAGAAUAUAAAGAAAAACCACGGGAAGCGUGUUUUGAUCCAGGGAACAUUAUGAACGGGUCUCGUAUAGGAACAGAUUUUAAGCUUGGAUCUACAAUAACUUAUCAGUGUGACCCAGGCUACAAAGUUAUUGAACCUGCAACAAUAACCUGUGUUAUUGGUUCAGAUGCCAAGCCUGCAUGGAAUAGGAUUUUACCAUCCUGUAAUGCCCCAUGUGGAGGCCAUUACACAGGAACCAAUGGAGUUGUUUUAUCACCAAAUUAUCCAAAUAAUUAUACGGCUGGACAGAUCUGUCAUUACUCUGUGACUGUUCCAAAAGAAUUUGUUGUAUUUGGACAAUUUGCAUUUUUUCAGACUGCAUUAAACGAUUUGGUUGAACUAUUUGAUGGUGCACAAACACAGGCCAGACUUCUCAGCUCCCUUUCAGGAAGUCAUUCGGGGGAGACAAUGCCAUUAGCCACAUCUAAUCACAUUCUACUGAGAUUUAGCACAACAAAUGGUACACCUGCCAGGGGAUUUCAUUUUGUUUACCAAGCUGUGCCACGCACAAGUGACACACAAUGCAGCUCAGUUCCUGAACCCAGAUAUGGUAGAAGGAUUGGCUCUGAAUUUUCAGCUAGCUCUGUGGUUCGAUUUGAAUGCAACCCUGGAUACCUGCUCCAAGGAUCUAAGGCAAUACGAUGUCAAACUGUACCAAAUGCUUUAGCACAAUGGAAUGAUACCGUACCAAUCUGCACAGUACCAUGUAGUGGAAACUUUACAGAGAGGAGAGGUACCAUAUUGUCACCUGGUUUUCCUGAACCAUAUGGUAAUAGCUUGAACUGUGUUUGGAAGAUUAUUGUGACUGAAGGAUCAGGCAUUCAGAUACAAGUUUUAAGUUUUGCAACGGAGCAUAAUUGGGAUUCACUUGAGAUAUAUGAUGGUUCUGAUAUGACGGCACCAAGACUUGGAAGUUUUUCUGGAACCACAGUUCCAGCUUUAUUGAACAGUACAUCUAAUCAACUUUACUUACACUUUCACUCUGACAUCAGUGUGGCUGCAGCUGGGUUCCAUCUGGAAUAUAAAACUGUUGGUCUCACUGCCUGUCCAGAACCAUUAGUGCCAAUGAAUGGUAUCAAAAUUGGAGAUCGAUACAUGGUUAAUGAUGUGGUUUCUUUCCAAUGUGAACCUGGGUACACAUUGCAGGGACACUCACAUAUUUCAUGUAUGCCUGGAACAGUCAGACGGUGGAAUUACCCUUCCCCACUUUGUAUUGCCAAAUGUGGUGAGACAUUAAUGACCAUGGCAGGAGUUAUCCUGAGUCCAGGAUUUCCAGGAAAUUAUCCAAGUAAUUUAGACUGUACCUGGAAGAUCAUGUUACCUGUUGGAUAUGGGGCUCAUAUUCAGUUUGAAAACUUUUCAACUGAAGCAAAUCAUGAUAUUCUUGAAAUUCAGAAUGGGCUUCAUCAUGCAAGUUCCAGUUCUCAGAUUGGACAAUUUAGUGGAGCUGACCUUCCAUCAUCCUUGCUCAGCACAACUCAUGAAGUACUUAUUCAUUUUUUUAGUGAUCACUCAGAAAAUCGUCAAGGCUUCAAAAUGUCAUAUCAAGCUUAUGAACUUCAAAACUGUCCAGAUCCCAAUCCUUUUAAGAAUGGGUAUAUCAUUAACACAGAUUACAGCGUGGGACAAUCAAUAUCUUUUGAAUGUUAUCCUGGAUAUGUUCUGAUUGGGCAAGCCGUCCUCACGUGUCAGCAUGGUAUCAAUAGAAACUGGAACUAUCCUUUUCCAAGAUGUGAAGCCCCUUGUGGAUAUAAUGUAUCAUCAGAAAAUGGUACAAUUUACUCUCCGGGAUUUCCAGAUGAAUAUCCGAAUUCAAAGGACUGCACAUGGUUUAUUUCUGUUCUGCAGGGUCACGGAGUUUAUAUUAACUUUACUUUACUCCAGACAGAACCAGUGAAUGAUUACAUUGCAGUAUGGGAUGGACCAGAUGAGAACUCACCACAACUUGGAGUUUUUAGUGGAAAUACUGCACUUGAAACAGCAUACAGCACAUCUCAUCAAGUUCUACUCAAGUUUCAUAGUGACUUUUCCACGGGUGGCUUUUUCGUCCUGAAUUUUCAUGCAUAUCCACUUAAAAAGUGCCAGCCUCCAGUAGCUGUGGCAGAGAGUGAUAUUAUUUCAGAUGAUGAUGAUUUUGAAAUAGGGGAUUUUGUGAAAUAUCAGUGCCACGCUGGAUUCACAUUGGUUGGAAAUGACAUUAUAACUUGUAAACUGGUCGAACAGUUACAAUUUGAAGGCACUCUACCAGUCUGUGAAGCACAAUGUCCGGCAAAUGAAAUUCGUUUAGAGUCAUCUGGAGUAAUUCUCAGUCCAGGAUACCCUGAAAACUACCCCAAUUCUCAAACCUGUUCUUGGACAAUAAAAGUUGAAGCAGGUUAUAAUGUAACUAUUUUUGUGGAUACAUUUCAAAGUGAAAAACAAUUUGAUGAACUUGAGAUAUUUGAAGGAACAUCUGGGCAAAACUCACCGUUUGUUGCUUUAAGUGGAAAUUUAACUGGGCAACAAAACUUUACAAGCAAAAGUAAUAAUGUUUAUCUACGGUGGUCAACAGAUCAUGCAACAAAUAAAAAAGGGUUCAAAAUCCGUUAUUCAGCUACUUAUUGUAGUUUAAAUUCUGAGAUAAAAAAUGGAGGAGUUCUGAACAAGACUGGACAUGAGCUUGGAUCCAGGGUUUACUACUUUUGUAAACCAGGAUAUACAAUGCUUGGUAAUGGCAACACCACAUGCAUAAGAAAGCCAAAUGGAAUGUACGAAUGGGCAUCUCCAAUUCCAAUAUGCAAAGCUGUAUCUUGCGGGAUAGCCCCGUCUCCUGGAAAUGGUUCUGUUUCUGGAAAUGAAUUUACUUUAGGAAGCAAAGUGAUAUAUGACUGCAAUGAGGGCUACAGAUUACAGUCAAGUCAGCAAUCAACAGCAGUGUGCCAAGAAGAUGGAUCAUGGAGCAAUGUUGGGAAACCACCUGUUUGUCUGCCUAUUACCUGCCCAAGCAUGGAUUCUCUGCUUUCAGAACAUGUCAACUGGAGGCUGGUUUCAGGAUCAUUAAAUGAAUAUGGAUCUCAAGUCCUGCUGAGUUGCAGUCCUGGUUAUUAUCUCAGUGGAGUUAGACUUCUGCAGUGUAGAGCUAAUGGAACGUGGAGUGGAGUAGAUGUCAAACCAGCUUGUAAGGUCAUUUCAUGCGGUGCUCUACCAACUCCACCAAAUGGAAACAAGAUUGGAACUUUGAAUGUCUAUGGAGCUACCACCAUUUUCACAUGUAACUCUGGCUAUACUCUUGUUGGUUCACAUGUAAGAGAGUGUUUAUCUAAUGGGCUCUGGAGCGGUACUGAUACCCGAUGUCUAGCUGGCCACUGUGAUUCACCAGAUCCAAUAGUAAAUGGACACAUAAGUGGUGAUGGUUUUAGUUACCGUGAUACUGUAGUAUAUCAGUGCAACCCUGGAUUCAGACUGGUUGGUACAUCAGUAAGAAUAUGCCUUCAAGAUCAUAAAUGGUCUGGACAAAUUCCAGUUUGUGUUUCAAUUACAUGUGGUCAUCCAGGAAAUCCACCACAUGGCCUAACCAAUGGAAGUGAAUUUAAUUUAAAUGACAUUGUAAACUUCACGUGCAAUACAGGCUAUGUACUAUAUGGAGCAUUCCAAGCACAAUGUCGCAGCAAUGGUUUGUGGAGCAGUUUACUUCCUAGUUGUCGAGUUGUAAAUUGUUCUGAUCCUGGGUUUAUUGAAAAUGCAAUUCGUCAUGGACAGCAAAAUUACCCUGAAAAUUUUAAAUAUGGAAUUAGCGUGACUUAUCACUGUAAAAAAGGGUACUACCUUUUGGGAUCAUCCGUUUUAAAUUGCAAAGCAAAUGGUUUAUGGGACAGGUCUUUACCCAAGUGCUUGCCUAUAUCUUGUGGACAUCCUGGAGUUCCUGCUAAUGCUAUACUUAUUGGAGAUAAAUUUACAUAUGGCUCAAAAGUUCACUAUACAUGCACAGGAAUGUAUACUCUCAUUGGAAAUUCAACAAGAGUAUGCCAAGAGGAAAAUCGAUGGAGUGCAACACCCCCUCACUGCACAGGAAACAAUCCAGGCAUUUGUGAUGAUCCAGGGAUACCAGCACAUGGCUCCAGACUUGGAAGUGAUUUUAAGUUAAAAAGCUUGCUUCGAUUUUCAUGUGAAGUUGGAUACAUGCUGAAGGGCUCUGUUGAAAGAACAUGUUUACUAAAUGGUUCAUGGUCUGGAAUACAACCAUCAUGUGAAGCGGUAUCCUGUGGAAAUCCUGGAACUCCAGCCAAUGGCAUGAUAAUUUACAGUGAUGGAAUACUUUUUUCUAAUUCUAUCAUCUAUGCCUGUUGGGAAGGUUACAGAACAUCAGGGUUAACUACUCGUCAUUGCACUGCCAAUGGAACCUGGACUGGCAACGCUCCAGAUUGCUCAGUGAUUACUUGUGAAGACCCAGGCCCAAUUGCAAAUGGUAUUCAGUUUGGGAAAGAUUUUACAUUCAACAACACAGUGAACUAUCGCUGCAAUCCAGGAUUUGUGAAGGAUCCACCCUCAGAAACCUCUUUGAAGUGUAACAAAGAUGGGACUUGGAACCAGACAAAACCCACAUGUAAAGCCAUACAUUGCGGUCAGCCUCCUCAUGUUACGCAUGGAAAACUUGAAGGAUCGGACUUUAGUUGGGGAUCCAGUAUUAGUUAUACAUGUGUAGAAGGAUAUCAGCUUUCAAGCCCAUCUGUACUGGCCUGUGAAGGAAAAGGAGUAUGGAGGGGCGAAGUUCCUCAGUGUCUCCCGGUAUUUUGUGGUGAUCCUGGUACACCAUUUGAGGGACAUCUUAAUGGAAAAAGCUUUACUUUUAAAUCUGAGGUUUCAUACCAGUGCAGACCACCUUUUGUUUUGGUUGGAUCCUCAAGACGAAUUUGUCAGUCUGAUAGUACCUGGAGUGGAAUUCAACCUAAUUGUAUUGAUCCAGCUCACAACACCUGCACAGACCCUGGUACUCCACAUUAUGGGAUGCAAAACAGUUCAAAGGGUUAUCAGAUUGGAAGUACCGUGUUCUUUAGAUGUCGGAAAGGCUACCAUAUUCAAGGUUCAACUACACGUAAUUGUCUUGCUAAUUUAACAUGGAGUGGAAUUCAACCAGAAUGCAUUCCUCAUGCAUGCAGGCAGCCAGAAACACCUGCUCACACAGACGUGAGAGCGAUAGAUCUACCUACCUUAGGAUAUACUUUAAUUUACAUCUGCCAGCAUGGAUAUUUUCUUGCCGGCGGAUCAGAGCACAGAACUUGUAAAAGUGAUAUGAAAUGGACAGGAAAACCACCCAUUUGUAAAAGCAAAGGACUCAGGGAAAUUAAUGCAACAGCCACAAAAACUCCAGUUCCCUCAGAUGUGUUUUUCAUCAAUUCUGUAUGGAAAGGAUUUUAUGAGCAUCUUGGGAGGCAACAUUCAGCAACCUUAACAGUAGACUGGUUCAAUAACACAAAUAGCAAAGUAAAUGGAACAUUAUUGGAUGCUCACAACAGUGAGCUAAAGUUAUCAGGAGUUUACAAGAAAGAAGAAGCCCAUUUACUCCUGAAGGUUUUUCAAGUUAAAGGACCAUCAGAUGUUUUUGUAAAAAAGAUUGAAAAAGAAUCAUUUGCAUUAGAUGGUUAUGUAUCAUCUGGAAGAGAAAAGGGUGUUUUUAAUUACCAAGGAGAUGUACAGUAUAAGGAUUUUGGCAAAUUUAUAUUUCAGAGACAAAAUUCUCAAAAUGUUAACGAUUCUUCCAAUAACUACUAUGGCACAAACAGCAGUUCUGUAGCUGCUGCAAUCUUGGUUCCUUUUUUUGCCCUAAUUCUAUCAGGGUUUGCCUUUUACCUUUAUAAACACAGAGCACGACCCAAAGUACAAUACAAUGGAUAUGCUGGUCAUGAAAACAGCAACGGACAAGCGUCAUUCGAAAACCCUAUGUACGAUACAAACUUAAAACCCACAGAAGCAAAAGCUGUUAGAUUUGACACAACCCUAAACACAGUCUGUACAGUUGUAUAGCCUUUGGUGCCCAAUAAGACUGAUUCAUAGCCAUACCUCUAUUGGACAAACAGAAACCCCAUUGGUGCCCUAAACCAAUAUCUACUAUUCUUGCUUUGCUGCUGAAAUCUUUAUCACUAUCUAACAGCAAACAAUACAUGCAUCUAAAACCAUGGGUUCAAAUGAAUUAAGUCUUCUGAAGAUAAAAUGAAGAAUGUCCCUUCAUUUAAACUGGGACUAAAAUGCCUGGCUGAAACUGCUUACCACUAGGAGCACUUCAGGAAGACUGCCAAGUCACGCCACUACGACAUUUUUAUGCCUCAUACGAUAUGAAUUGUAUGUGGUUGGAUGCCUUUCAUUGCAAUAUUUUGGGCACUUGGAUAAAUCCUCUGGGUACUGUGAUAAAUGAUAGCACCACAGUAUGUAUUUUUUAUACAUCCAAUGAACAUGAAUGUUCAGAAGAAAUAAAAAACUGGCGUUUGAAGGCGAGGACAACCAUACUUGUGGUUGCUUACACAUUAAAAUGCUUUACCAUGAAAUUGAUGAAACUCUGUGACAACUAAAGCAAGCAGAUAUUUCAGACACUAUUUGUGCACUGGGUGGUUUGCUAAUUUACUCAUUCAGCUGAUGUUGCAAAAUAUUACUGCACAAUUUUUUUGCACUAGUGUGUUUGGAAUGACUGAGUACCAUACCAUCAAAAUACAGGGUUUAGAAAACAAUGUGUAAUGUUCAAAUAAUGUCCAUUUUCAUGUUCCAUACAUUCCAAGACAUAUUAGAUUUAAAUAGAGAUUCUAACAAUUCACAAUCUUUUGACAUAAAGAAAAUGGCUUGGUUAAUUUCUUGCUUACAAUACCAUGUUCACCAAGUAACA